Molecule: messenger RNA, 1751 nt
Organism: Panicum virgatum (switchgrass)
Lineage: Eukaryota; Viridiplantae; Streptophyta; Magnoliopsida; Poales; Poaceae
Product: 2-oxoglutarate-dependent dioxygenase 11-like
Exons: 5
Coding region: 405-1475 (356 amino acids)
Source: RefSeq, a predicted model, not a curated record
AGUUGGCUCCGGCCAAAAAAAAAACGGACCUUUUCCUGUCCACAACCCAACUCGAUAGGCAGGCAGGCGAUAGCGGCGCCGCCGACGGCGACGUCGUAUCCCUGCCCGACCGCCGGUGCCGUGCUCCUUCUUCGUACUCUUUCCCCGGCGGCCGGUUCCUCUUCGACGCCGGCGAGUUCCCCCGCCCCGGGCCCUUCUCGCGGACGUCGUCAAUCGCCUCCGCUCCGACUCUUCCCCCACUGCCGGUCUGCCACCACCGCGGCCGCCGCCGCCGCUAGGCGGGCCGGACCGGCCUCCCCGGCAUCCCUCUGCACCCACCGGAGAAGCAUUCCUAGAUAUAAGAAGACAUGUUAUGAAGUGAUGUUCAAGGUUAUCACCUGCACCUGCAGAGGUGGGAGAUCGCAAUGGUGCACGUGGAAGCUGGAGGAUCACUACCAGUGCCAAAUGUGCAGGCACUUGCACAAACUUACAACAGAUCAGAUGAACAGAUCCCUGAAAGAUACAUCAGGGUGGAAGAGGCCACUGAGGAGGUUAUCAUUGAUCAUGGUAUCUCUUCUGCAAUUCCAAUCAUUGAUGUCAGCAAGUUGCUGGAUCUGCAUUCAUCAAAAGAGUGUGCGAAGCUUGGAUCUGCCUGUAGGCAGUGGGGCUUCUUUCAGGUCAUUAACCAUGGAGUACCAGAUGAAGUGAUCAGCAACUUCAGGAACGACAUAACUGAAUUCUUUAAACAACCACUGGAAUCAAAGAAGGUGUACUCGAUGAUCCCGGGCAACCUUCAAGGAUAUGGCCAGCACUUUGUAGUUUCUGAGAAUCAAAAACUGGAUUGGGCAGACUUAUUCAGUCUCGUGCUCCGUCCAAUAGAUUCAAGGGACAUGAGAUUCUGGCCAAGUCACCCCCCAUCUUUUAGGAACUCCAUAGAUAGGUACUCUUCUGAGGCAGCAAAGUUAGUAUCUUGCUUGCUGAAGUUCCUGGCCAUAGACAUGGGUGUUGAACCAGAGUCUUUCCUGGAGAUAUUCAGAGGCCAGCCUCAAAACAUGCGGAUGACCUACUACCCUCCAUGCAGACAGGCUGACAAGGUUGUGGGCCUGUCACCACACACUGAUAGAAUGGGACUGACUCUACUGCUCCAAGCAAAUGAUGUUCAGGAGCUGCAGAUCCGAAAGGAUGGCAAGUGGAUCGCUAUAAACGCCCUUGAUGGUGCGUUCAUCGUCAACAUCGGAGAUACACUUGAGAUUCUAAGCAACGGGAGAUACAAAAGCGUUGAGCACAGGGCCAUGGUGCACCCAACAAGGGAGCGCAUGUCAGCAGCUGUGUUCCACGCGGUAUGCUGGGAUGCCACGGUUGGCCCUCUGCCGGAGCUCGUGACGAACGACGGUGAGGUACGGUACAGCUCAAUGAGCUACAUGGAUUUCAUGAAGCGCUUCUUUGCGGCAAAGCUCGGUGGGAGGGGUCACAUCGAGAGCCUGAAGAGUUCAUAGUCAGCGGGGAUAGAUAAUGCUUGAUCUGUGUACAUAUAGCCUUUGUGAGACUUUUUCUGGUGUUUGUAUUGUUCUGUGCUGUGUGCUUGCAGCUUGAUCAUCUUCUAUUUCUGUUCUGUCCCCCAGACUUCCUUUGCUGAUAAAGUUUUUUUUUUAUUUUGCAUGUAAUGUAUAUAUGGUGUUUGUUAUAAUUUUCAUUUUCAGAAUGAAAAAAAGGAGAAAAUAUAGCCGGUGCUGUAGUCAUACUUUGCUGAAAUAAAAAGUGUACUUGCAUAA